UAUCUGUGCUACGUUGUUUCUUGUUUGAAACUUGAAAACAACGAUCAUCGAUGAUGAUGUCCAAUCUUCCACAGGAUUUGGUUGAGGAGAUUCUCUAUGAGAACAGUGCGAUCUAUUUGCAAAAGCGAUCUAUUUGCAAAAACUGGAACGCUUUAUCCAAAGAUCCGAUCUUUACAAAUAAUUACAUCCGCAAUGUAGCCGCAUCAGGGGAAAGAGAGUUUCUGAUGAUCAAGGAAUUUAGUGUUUAUUUGGUCGGCGUCAAUCUCCAUGGUAUUCAAAACAACAAUGUUGGUCUAUCUAUAAAGCGUAAAGGUAGACUUAUUAGCAUGGACAAUACAGUUCGGAGAUUCUGUAUAUCCCAAGUCUUUCACUGCAAUGGUUUAUUGCUAUGCGUUUCGGGGAAAAACAUGGAUAAUAAUAGGCUUGCGGUUUGGAAUCCGUACUGUUGCAAACCAAAAUGGAUCAAACCCACCAGAUAUACUUAUUAUGGGACAGCAGAGAGGUUUGCUCUCGGAUAUGACAAAUCAUGUGGUAGCCACAAAAUCUUGAGGCUUUUUGGUGAUAACCUAAAUAACAUCGAAAUCUACGAUUUGAGCUCGAAUUCAUGGAGGGUUCCUAAUGUCACUCUUGAACGGGAUAUAGUGUAUAUGCAACAAGGUGUGUCUUUGAAGGAAAAGACUUAUUGGUAUGCUAGAGAUAAGGAAUCAGAAGAUAAAUACUUAUUUUCUUUUGAUUUUACAAGAGAGAGAUUUGGACCGCGUCUGCCUUUGCCCUUCAUGUAUUUCGAUGAUGUAUCUCUAUCUGUUGUUAAAGAAGAGCAGCUUGCGGUGUUAGUAAAGAGGUGGGAUACAUGUGAGAUGGAGAUUUGGGUGACGGACAAGAUUGAGCCCGAUGUGUCGUGGAGCAGGUUCUUAAAAGUUGAUAUUAAACCACGUUUUGAUUUUGCAAAUUUCGCCGUGAUUGAUGUGGAGAAGAAAGUCGCAUUGGUUUUUGAUAAAAAUGAGGCAGAGAAGUUGCAAUCCAGUUACAGCAUAGCUUACAUCAUCGGAGAGAAAGGUUGUUUCAAAGAAGUGGAUCUCGGUGAAUCUCCAUACACACCACUUUCCUGUCUGGCAUGCUCUUAUGUUCCAAGUUACGUGCAGCUCAAGUAACCCAGAUUACGAAUUAGUCUAUCUACAUUCUCCUUUUGCUUUCUUCUUCCUUGGAUAUUAAUUUGUUUUUCUUUUCUUCUUUGAAUAAUAACUCGUGUUGAUUAUUUUGGAUCUUAAAACUUGGAGAGGGUUUUUCUAAGACUUGAGGUUUUAUUUGGUGAUUUUGGCAAACAGUCAGCUUUUUCUUA
Molecule: messenger RNA, 1339 nt
Organism: Arabidopsis lyrata subsp. lyrata
Lineage: Eukaryota; Viridiplantae; Streptophyta; Magnoliopsida; Brassicales; Brassicaceae
Product: putative F-box protein At3g20705
Exons: 1
Coding region: 51-1151 (366 amino acids)
Molecular function (GO): protein binding
Source: RefSeq, a predicted model, not a curated record